This is a messenger RNA of Melanotaenia boesemani (Boeseman's rainbowfish), 922 nucleotides long. Its product is annotated as stonustoxin subunit alpha-like. The transcript is spliced from 3 exons. Gene Ontology annotation, molecular function: protein binding. The record is from RefSeq and is a predicted model, not a curated record. The coding region runs from base 166 to 816 and encodes 216 amino acids. NCBI's taxonomy places the organism in Eukaryota, Metazoa, Chordata, Actinopteri, Atheriniformes, Melanotaeniidae.
GGCAGUCUAACCUCUCCUCUUCACUCAGGACUUUAGAGCUUUGAUGGUCCCAUGCUGCUGAUUCAGUAAUUACUAAUUCAAUCAUCCAUCAGAUGAUCAAUCAGCUUCAAUAACAGUGUAGAUGUAGGAGUCAGUAGAAGCUGGUGUUGUGGCUUCAAACUGGAAAUGAAUCAGCAGACUGGAUCAGAUGUGGAAGAAGUGUGGGUGGAGCCUGCUGGAGAACCAUGGUUGAGACCAGGAGGUGUGAGGAAGUAUUCCUGUCCACUCACCAUCCACAUGGACACAGUGAGCAGAAAACUCAAACUGUCUGACAAUAACAGGAAGGUGACAUAUGUGAAGGAGCUUCAGUCAUAUCCUGGUCAUCCAGACAGAUUUAUCUGGUGCCCUCAGCUGCUGUGUGAAAAUGUUCUGACUGGUCGCUGCUACUGGGAGGUCGAGUGGAGAGGAGACGUUUUUAUAUCAGUGAGUUACAGAGAAAUCAGAAGGAGAGGAGACAGCAGAGACUGUUUGUUUGGAUGGAAUGAUCAGUCCUGGAGUCUGAGAUGCUCUGAUGUUAAAGGUUACUCUGUCUGGCACAAUAACAGAGAAACACCCAUCUCCUCCUCCUCCUCCUCCUCCUCCUCCUCCUCUGUCUCUAACAGAGUAGCAGUGUAUGUGGACUGUCCUGCUGGCUCUCUGUCCUUCUACAGAGUCUCCUCUGACUCACUGAUCCACCUCCACACCUUCAUCACCACAUUCACUCAUCCUCUCUAUGCUGGAUUUGGGGUCUGGCCCAAGCCUGGUUCCAGGUUUGGUUCCUGGGUGUGUGUGUGUUGAGUGUGAAGAGUGUGAUGGUAGCAGAGAAACUCUGACUGGUGAACAGAUAGUUCAGUCUGUACAUGUCUGUCUCUUUCACUCAGAAACAUCUUUUCAGAUUCAUGGA